UUACAGAGCUUUCUUUUCAGUGUGGAGCGGCUGGAUGGUGCCACACAAACCGUGCUGAUCCUUCAAAGUGGCACCAUUAACAUAUUAGGAAUCGGACAAACGACACCAUGGGCAUUAAAUUUUUGGAAGUCAUAAAGCCCUUCUGUGCGGUCUUACCUGAGAUCCAGAAACCAGAAAGAAAGAUUCAAUUUAGGGAAAAAGUACUAUGGACUGCCAUCACUCUCUUCAUCUUCCUGGUGUGCUGCCAGAUUCCUCUCUUUGGCAUCAUGUCAUCAGACUCAGCAGAUCCUUUCUACUGGAUGAGAGUAAUCUUGGCUUCCAACAGAGGUACUCUGAUGGAGCUGGGCAUCUCACCCAUCGUCACUUCGGGGCUCAUCAUGCAACUGCUUGCAGGAGCCAAGAUCAUUGAAGUUGGUGACACCCCAAAGGACAGAGCUCUGUUCAAUGGAGCUCAGAAAUUGUUCGGAAUGAUCAUCACCAUUGGACAGGCCAUUGUGUACGUGAUGACGGGCAUGUAUGGAGACCCCUCUGAAAUGGGUGCUGGGGUCUGUCUGCUCAUCAUCAUUCAGCUGUUUGUUGCCGGUCUGAUUGUGUUGCUGCUGGAUGAGCUGCUGCAGAAGGGAUAUGGUCUGGGCUCUGGUAUCUCCCUGUUCAUCGCCACCAACAUUUGUGAGACUAUUGUCUGGAAGGCCUUCAGCCCCACUACUGUCAACACUGGCAGAGGUACUGAGUUUGAAGGAGCCAUCAUUGCUCUCUUCCAUCUGCUGGCCACCAGGACAGACAAGGUGCGUGCCUUGAGGGAGGCCUUCUACAGACAGAACCUUCCCAACCUCAUGAACCUCAUCGCCACCGUCUUCGUGUUCGCCGUGGUCAUAUACUUCCAGGGCUUCAGAGUGGAUCUGCCCAUUAAGUCAGCCCGCUACCGUGGACAGUACAACACCUACCCCAUCAAGCUGUUCUACACCUCCAACAUUCCCAUCAUCCUCCAGUCUGCCCUUGUGUCCAAUCUGUACGUCAUCUCUCAGAUGCUGUCGACUCGGUUUAGUGGCAACUUCAUUGUUAACCUGCUGGGGACCUGGUCUGACACUUCUAGCGGAGGCCCAGCCCGUGCCUACCCGGUGGCUGGUCUCUGCUACUACCUCUCUCCCCCGGAGUCGUUUGGCUCCGUCCUGGAUGACCCGGUCCAUGCUGUCAUCUACAUCGUCUUCAUGCUGGGAUCCUGCGCCUUCUUCUCCAAGACCUGGAUCGAGGUGUCAGGGUCCUCCGCCAAAGAUGUGGCCAAGCAGCUGAAGGAACAGCAGAUGGUAAUGAGAGGACACAGGGAGACCUCCAUGGUUCAUGAGCUCAACAGGUACAUCCCUACUGCUGCUGCAUUUGGAGGUUUAUGCAUAGGAGGGCUGUCUGUCAUGGCUGACUUCCUGGGUGCCAUUGGCUCUGGUACUGGAAUCCUAUUGGCUGUCACCAUCAUCUACCAGUACUUUGAGAUCUUCGUCAAGGAGCAGAGUGAAAUGGGCAGCAUGGGAGCUCUACUGUUCUAGAAAGCACAUCCUUUAACACAUACAACAGACACAUGCCUCCAUCCUUCAAAUUAUUUUCUUUAGCAUUUUGUUAAAUGCGCACAAUCAAUACAUUCUUGUCCUGGGAAGUGUGCUUGUUCUCAGCCACUAAUGUGUUCCCAGUAGCCCUCAAGGUUUCAAUACAGGCUGGGUUUUAUUUGGGAGUGGAAAUGAGCAGCUUGUCUCAGUGUUCAGCAUGGAAUUGAGCUUCUUCUGCCUCUUUCUAUUACCCUCCUCUCUUCAUCAGACCAUCCAGGUUAAGUCUUUACCGACUGUCCUAUCUUCUGAAGCAUGGUGAAAAGCGCAAAGGUCUGAGAUUGUCGUGGACAUACCUCAGGCUUAAUUUGCUGACAUUUAACCAUCUAGUCACCAUCUGAUGGAGUUAGUGUUUAAACUCACUUUUGGAGAGUGAAAAAAGCCAUGUUCAUUUCAGGUAAUUGAACGCUGCACAUGGGGUUUUAAGAGUAUGUUAUUAGAAUGCAUUACAUAUACUUGUACAUGUCUUUCUGAAAUGGCUCAAGGAAUCUCCCAAAAAGCUUAGUUGGUUUUCAUUUAUAUUGAUGUUUUAAAUCAUGAAAUACUUGUUUUCACGCAGGUCUUAUCAAGGGCACAAUGUCCUGUCUGGGUCCUAAAAGGGAAGUGUGUGUCUGUAGUCCACUUUUUUAGUCCCAGACUGAAUCGCUGCAAAAACUGCCUGAUGUGGUUGGAUGAGGGUGGGUUUGGUAGGGAAAGAAUGGGGGCUCGUUUUUGGUUCUUACUUUCUGUAUUGGACAUAAUUGUAUUAUUAAAAAUGAUUUUUUUCCAACA
Osmerus eperlanus (European smelt) is the source of this 2363-nucleotide messenger RNA. Its product is annotated as protein transport protein Sec61 subunit alpha-like 1. The transcript is spliced from 12 exons. Gene Ontology annotation, molecular function: ribosome binding; signal sequence receptor activity; transmembrane protein transporter activity. Gene Ontology annotation, cellular component: Sec61 translocon complex; membrane. The record is from RefSeq and is a predicted model, not a curated record. Gene Ontology annotation, biological process: post-translational protein targeting to membrane, translocation; SRP-dependent cotranslational protein targeting to membrane, translocation. Lineage: Eukaryota; Metazoa; Chordata; Actinopteri; Osmeriformes; Osmeridae. Bases 108 to 1538 code for a protein of 476 amino acids.